This is a messenger RNA of Penicillium waksmanii, 6057 nucleotides long. RefSeq names its product putative filament-forming protein (Tpr/p270). The coding region runs from base 1 to 6057 and encodes 2018 amino acids. The transcript has 2 exons. Lineage: Eukaryota; Fungi; Ascomycota; Eurotiomycetes; Eurotiales; Aspergillaceae. The record is from RefSeq and is a predicted model, not a curated record. Gene Ontology annotation, molecular function: structural constituent of nuclear pore. Gene Ontology annotation, cellular component: nuclear pore. Gene Ontology annotation, biological process: mRNA export from nucleus; protein import into nucleus.
AUGGCCGACACCGUUGUCGAACUUCCCUACUUAUCGUCGCAUUAUUCAAUUCCUGAAACAACACUCGCUUCCCUGACACAAGCACCCACCGUCGAUCUUGUGAACCAGCUUCUUCAAUCAAUCACAAAGAAAGCAAACGAGCACGAUGAACUCGACGCUAAUAAGAUUCGUCUGGAAGUGGAACUUGAGAAUCUCUCUCGCAACAGAGACUCGAAGAUCAAAGUCUUGAAAGAGGCCGUCGAGAAGGGCCAUGCCGAAUUAGAGGCAUUGCGAAAAAGCCUACACGAAUCCGAAAACAUCAGGUCCGCUCUCGAGUCCGAAAUUUCCACCCUCAAAUCGUCCUCAACAUCAAAUGAAUCAGAGACCGCCUCAUUGAAGUCGCGCAUCUCAACGCUGGAAGCUGAAAAGCGGGAGAGCCUAGCAUUACUCGAGUCUAAGUCUGCCGCCCAUGACAAGCUCGCCGAAGAGCUCUCAACUUUACACAAGAAGACCAUCGACCUGCGCCGUGAGCUUUCAACCGCCGAGCAAAACCAACAGAAGGUCGACUCCACUUCCGCGAGCGCGCGUUUCAGAGAGCAGAGUCUUCAGCAAGAGCUGGACCUCACCAAAAAGAAUAAUGAAUGGUAUGAGACAGAGCUGAAGACAAAGGGAGCAGAGCAUAUGAAAUUCCGUAAGGAAAAGAGUGCCCGCAUCUCCGAACUUCAGCGCGAAAAUGAGGAGGCGAGUUCAACAAUCGAUUCCCUUCGCCGCAGUGAAAAUUCUCUCAAGACCCGUCUCGAUGAAACUGAGCAGCGCUACGAGGACUCAUUGGCCAAGAUCAGUCAACUUAAGGAGGAGACGAUCCAAGCCGCUGAGGCCUUCCGAGUCGAGUUGACAGCCACCCAACGCCUGGCUGAAGUUCAAGGAACUGCCGCGAAGACUGCCAAGGAGCGCGUGGAAGAGUGCAGGCUUGAACUGCAGAAAGCCAAGGACCAUGCCGCGGAAGAAAUCUCCCGUCUCCGUGUCGAGAAUGAGACCGAGCACACCGACAGGCAGGCUGCAGAGCGCCGUGUUGCUGAACUUGAAGCCAGUAUUUCACAGCUGGAAUCCGAAGGCCGAAACCGAUCGAUGAGCCCUGCUCACUCUCUCAAUGGGUUUGCACCCAGUACGCCAAUGCGACCUGGUACCCCUGGUGGCAGUUUCACCCCACGAGCCUCUCGUACCAAGGGCGGUCUCACCCUUACACAAAUGUAUACUGAAUAUGACAAGAUGAGAACUCUCCUCACUUCCGAGCAGAGAACUAGUCAAGAACUCCGAGUCACACUUGACGAGAUAGUUCAGGAACUGGAAUCUAGCAAGCCUGAAAUUGACGAGCUCCGUGCCGAUCACGGCCGCCUUGAAAAUGCCGUUAUCGAAAUGUCAACCCUCCUGGAGACAUCUGGAAAGGAGCGCGAUGAUGCCACUAAAGAGGCAAGGAAAUGGCAAGGCCAGAUCGAAGGACUCGCUCGCGAGGGUGAUAUUCUUCGUCAACAACUUCGGGAUCUCAGUGCCGAAGUAAAGGUCCUCGUUCUGGAGGUUGCUAUUUCCAAGCAGGGCGAAGAUUAUGACCGCGAGGAACUGGAGAAAAUCGCUCGGGAAGAGAUUGAAGAGUCUUCUGCAGAGCUGAACCCAACUGGCCGUUUCAUCAGCCAGAACCUGACCACUUUCAAGAACCUCCACGACCUUCAAGAACAAAACCUCACCCUUCGACGUAUGCUUCGAGAACUGGGCGACAAGAUGGAAGGCGAGGAGGCUCGUGCGAAGGAUGCCGUACGUCAGCAAGAGGCUGAGGAGCUGAAGGAAUUGCGAACUCGUGUGCAGACUUACCGCGACGAGAUUGCGAACCUUGUAGCUCAAUCUAAGAGCUAUGUCAAGGAGCGGGAUACCUUCCGCAGUAUGCUCACUCACAGACGCCAGACUGUUGGGGACACUUCUAUUUUCUCGCAAUCCGUCCCCCUUGGGGCCGCACCUAUGGGUGCUGGCGACAGUCAGAUCAGUAACUCUCCCGACUACGCGGAUCUCCUUCGAAAGUUGCAAGCCCAUUUCGACAGCUAUCGGGAGGAGACUUCUACGGAUCACUCAGCACUUCGUCAACAGGUCAACGAGCUCUCUCGCAAGAACAGUGAGCUUCUCAGUGAGAUCAGUCGGUCUAGCAGCCAAUUGGCAGCCGCCAACUCUCGAGGCGAGCUUCUUCAGAGUAACUUCAAUAUGCUGAAGAGUGAGAAUAGCGAGCUGCAGAAGCGCUACUCUUCUAUUCUUGAAAACGCAAACCGACAAGACCUUCGAACUCAACAAGCUGCCGAGGACCUCGUCGAAGCUAAGGGUCUUCUUGAAAGUCACCAACGAGAGAAUGCAAACCUUAAGGCCGAGAGAGACCUCUUGAAGACUGUCGAGAAGAGACUUUAUGAGGAUCUCGAGAACUUGCGUAAUGAGCGCAGCCGUCUCGAUACGCUGAACGGCAAUAUGCAAAGCAUGCUGAAUGAACGCGAACACACCGACUCAGAAAACCGUCGCCGACUCGAGUCAAGUGUUGAAACCCUCGAAUCUGAGCUACAAACCACAAAACGGAAGCUUAAUGAUGAGACGGAGAACUCCAGACGAGCCGCUUUGCGCCGAGACUACGAACAAGAACAGAAUCAGAAGCGCAUCGACGACCUAAUGACUAGUCUCAGCUCUGUUCGUGAGGAGUUAGUAGCUGUCAAGACAACCAAGGAUCACCUCCAGUCCCGUGUGGACGAGCUCACUGUCGAGCUCAAGAGUGCCGAGGAGCGCCUCCAGGUCUUGCAGUCCCGGCCAAGCGCACCAUCCGCCCCUACGGAGACCCCUGUUGCUGAGCAAGACACCACUGAUGGAAGCGGCUUGACCCGUGAGCAGGAACUCUCCAUAGAGGUUUCUGAACUCAAGCGCGAUCUUGACUUGGCAAAGAACGAAUUGGCCCAUGCUAAGGAACGCGUGGAAGAAUACCAGGCAAUUAGCCAGUCGACUGAAGAACGCAUGGAAUCUGAGGCCGACACCCACGCUCUGUACCGCGAAGAAACCGACGCUCUUCUCGAAGAGCGGAGCAAGAAAAUCCAGGAGCUUGAGACCCGAAUUGAAGAAAUUUCUACCGAGAUGUCCACCAACGCUACCGAAUUGACCAAGCUUCGUGAAACUCAAGGCGAAGCGACACGUCAUCUUGAGGAACAGAAGUCUGAUCUGGAAUCUGAGAUCACGCGACUAAAGGACGACAACGAGCGCCAUUUGGAAGCCGCCAAGUACCACCAGGAGGACAUCAAGGCACAAGCAGAGAUCGCCCAAACUGCUCAACAGAACUACGAGAAUGAACUGGUCAAACAUGCCGACGCUGCCAGGAAUCUACAGACUGUCCGCGCCGAGGCGAACCAAGUUAAGCUUGAGAUGGCUGAAAUUCGCACUCAGGCCGAAACUCUCAAGAAGGAUUUGGGCCGAAAGGAAGAAAGCUGGAUUGAGCAGAAGACAAGAUACGACACCGAGCUCUUGGAGUUGCAGAAGCGCCGCGAGGAGGUUCUUCACCAGAACUCCUUGUUGCACGAGCAAGUUCAAGGCAUCACUGCUCAGAUAUCCUCCCUCCAGCGCGAUAAGGCCAAUUUCGCUGAAGCCGAAGAGCAGGAAGGAGAAUUGGCGCCAAACCUGGAACGUCAACAACAACUUAUCAGCUGGCUGCGCAAGGAGAAGGAAAUCCUUGAGCUUCAGCUCCAAUGCUCUAAUUCUGAGAAGGAGAGACUACAACGCCAAUUCGACUACACGCAAACCCAACUCGAUGAGACACGUCUCAAGCUGGAACAGCAGCGUCGAGCUGCCGCAGAUAGCGACCAAAACACCCUCAAUCACAACAAGCUCAUGGAGACCCUUAAUGAGCUGAACCUCUUCCGUGAGAGCAGCGUCACUCUACGCAACCAAGUCAAGCAAACUGAAGCCGCCCUUGCCGAAAAGUCCGCUCGUGUUGAUGAGCUUGUUCAACAGGUCGAACCCCUCGAGACCAAAAUCCAUGAAUUGGAGAAUAUUGUCGAGUCUAAGGAUGGAGAAAUGAAACUACUCCAGGCCGAUCGUGAUCACUACCAAAAGCGGAUUCAAAACAUCCUCCAGAAGUACGAUCGAGUUGAUCCGCAGGAAAUGGAGGCGUUGCAAGAAAAGCUCUCCACCCUGGAGAAGGAGCGUGAUGAGGCUGUUGCCGCUCGUAAUGAGGCUGCAUCAAUCCGGGAUAGUCUCGCAGCAGAAGUUGAUCAACACAAGAACACUGCCGAGGCUCGUGUGGCAGAACUUCGAACCAAGCUCACCGAACAAUUCAAGGCCCGAUCUAAGGAGCUGUCUGGGCGCAUCAAUGGCAAGCAGACUGAACUCAACUCCGCCCUGCAGGAGAAGGAGGUGUUGCAGGAUGAGCUGAACACUACUAAGGCUGAGCUAGCGACACUGAAGGUUAAGCUAGUAGAGACACCCGCCCCUGUUGACGGCGCUGCAGCCACGCAAGUAUCUGCUCCCGCUCCUAUGCCGAUGGAAACCGAGCCUAUCAACCCCACUCCCGCUUCGCAGUUCCCGACUGCUGCUACUCAAGUUGUCCCAGUCGGUGAUGAGCAGAAGAUUAAGGUGCUGGAAGCUAAGAUCCAGCGCCUAGAGGCUGCUCUCAUUGAGAAGAAUGACCAGCUGGCUGCGAAGGAUACUGAGCUGGAGGCGAAGCUGAAGGAACGUUCCGAUAAGCUGAAGGAGAUGUAUAACGCCAAAUUGGUUGAGAUCAGGGCAGCUCAGCGUAAGGAAACUGAGAAUGUGCCCGCUGGAGAACAAUCUACCCCGGCCACCCCUGCGACUCCCGGCGCAAAUGCCGAGCAGCCGCCUUCCACGCCAGCUAAGACGUCUGAGCUUCCCGACCUAACCGAUGCUCAAGCGCGCGAGUUGCUUUCUAAGAACGAGACCUUGCGUGUAAUUAUGCGAAACAACAUUCGCAACCACGUGGAUAGGGCAAAGCAGCAGGCUCAGGCAGAAGCUGGUUCCAACGACACUGCACUGGCUGCCGCCGAAUUGAAGUACAACGAAGAACGUGAAUCUCUCAGAAAGGCGCAUGAAGAUGAGGUGGGCGAGAAAGUCAAAUCAGCUGUGGAGCUUUCGGAUAAGAAAUCUCUCGCACGCAUCAGUAUGCUUGACGGGCAAAGGCGAACCGCUCUAGUUAAGCUGGAUGUUGUCAAGAAGGCUGCAGAGGAGACACCUCAGAAGCCAGUCAUCGAGGUAUGGGAGAUCGCUAAGGUUGCCCGACCUCCGCCUGCUGCCGCUCAAACCCCAAAGCCUGCUGCCGUCCCCUCUCCCGCUCAGCCUGCUUCUCCUGCUCCUAAAUCAGCAGUGCAACAAGAGCAACCUCCUACGCAAGCCGUUCCUACAAACGCCGCUCCAAAUGCCGCGUCCCCCGCGCCCGCGCCCGCUACGGAGCAAGCGCCGACUCCUCUUCCCUCAGCCCAGCCAACUGGCACUGGCGAGCAACAGCAAGCGAGUACCGAAUCCGAGCCAACAGCUGCUCCCAACCCCUUUGGGCAACAGGUUCAGAACCAGCAAGGUCAGCAGUCCUCCAAUUUGCCAACCAAGCCUCCUGCAAACAACACCCCGCCUGGUAUGAUGCGAGCCCUGCAAUCCAACCUUCCGAUUGCUCGGGGCGGUGGCCGUGGUGGCCGCGGCGGAAUCCAACCGACGCCUUUCAACCAUGCCCAGCAGCAACAGCAAGGCGAGCAGCAACAACAGCAACAAGCCCAGCCUCAAGUGCAGGCCCAACGCGGUACUGGUCUUCCUCGAGGCCGCGGUGGACGGGGUGGCGCAGGUCGUGGUGGAAAUCAAAACCAAAAUGCCACUGCUCAAAAUCAAGCUCAAAGUCCUACCGCAAACCGUGGGGCUAUGAACCCAGGCGCUCGCCAGUUUGUUCCUCACGGCAACAAGCGUACGCGUGACGAAGCGUCCGAUGCCCCCACCGAUACCAAUGCGGGUGGGAAACGGAUGAGAGGUGGUGGUGGGGGUCAGGCUCGUGGUGGAGGAGCAGCAUCUUAA